Larimichthys crocea (large yellow croaker) is the source of this 1353-nucleotide messenger RNA. RefSeq names its product phosducin a (gene pdca). Lineage: Eukaryota; Metazoa; Chordata; Actinopteri; Sciaenidae. The record is from RefSeq and is a predicted model, not a curated record. The transcript has 6 exons. The coding region runs from base 121 to 1041 and encodes 306 amino acids. Gene Ontology annotation, cellular component: photoreceptor outer segment. Gene Ontology annotation, biological process: regulation of G protein-coupled receptor signaling pathway.
UUGGUUUGGUCAGCAAAAUACACCAAUAAGCUUUCGUUGUGGGAGGGACUUCGAUGUACUCUCUCCGACUUAUUAUUUAUCGCCACAGGUUUAAAAAUUCUGUGUUCACUCCUUCAAUCAAUGCAGCUCGCGAAAUGGCAGAGGGCGAAUCCUCCAGUAAGAAAAAAAAAAUACAAAACUCAUUUUACAGCAGAGUAUACGAAAGUAUAUCCUUGUCUUGUUAAAGUGAGGAAUGAUGACACCAUGGCAAGGUGCACUGUGUGCAACAGUGAUUUCAGCAUUUCCCACGGCGGACUUAAUGAUUGCAAACGACAUGUCGAGACUGCUUUUAAGAUGUCUGGCUCUACCCAGGAAGAAGAGGAGUUGCCUGCCAAUCAUACAGGUCCAAAGGGUGUAAUUAAUGACUGGCGGAAGUUUAAGCUGGACAGUGUGGAUCAGACUGUCCCUCAAAGCAAAAGAGAGCUGCUCAGGCAAAUGUCCAGUCAACGAGAAGAUGACAAGGAAAGACUGACCAGAAAGAUGAGUGUUCAGGAGUACGAACUGAUCCAGGAAGAGGAUGAGCGUUGCCUGAAACGCUACAGAAAACAGUGUAUGCAGGAAAUGCAUGAGCGCCUGAGCUUCGGUCCUACAUUUGAAGCAGUCUACGAGCUCGAGAGUGGAGAAGACUUCCUGGAAGUCAUAGAGAAGGAACAUCGGUUGACCCUAGUGGUAGUCCACGUCUACCAGCAUGGUGUCAAAGGUUGUGAACAGUUGAACUCCUGUCUGGACUGUCUGGCUUCAGAGUACUCUGGUGUUAAAUUUUGUCGCAUUGAUGCUGUGGCGACAGGUGCUGCUGAGCGCUUCUCCCCUGAGGUUCUUCCUGCUCUGCUGGUGUACAAAGCCGGUGAGUUAUUGGGAAAUUUCCUGGCUGUUACCAAACACUUCCAUGAAGAGUUCUUUGCAACGGACGUGGAGGCAUUUCUCAAUGAAUAUGCCCUGUUACCUGAGAAGGAGUUCACAGCAUGUGCUGAUGAUGAGGAUGAGGGAGGGGACGUGGAGUAGAAAGAGGAAAGAAGAAUGGAUAAGCGUUGAGAAGGGGAAUAAAGGAGGAGCUGUAGUGGAGGGGAGUGGAUAAAAGCAGAGAAAGAGGAAGCAGGAAGAGGGAAUAUAACAGUAAAGGACACACACACAUACAGGAGUUAAGAAAGCAUUUACAUUGUAUGUGCAGAUAAACACGCACAAUAGUAAACAUCCACGAGCACACAAUGAAUGAUAAUUGUAUGUAGAAGCAGUUUUAACUACAUGGUGUGAGAAAGUCUGUGCUGAAAUACUGCUUUGCAGUCAUAGCUCUACAAUAAAACAUGACUUUACAAG